Melospiza melodia melodia is the source of this 5549-nucleotide messenger RNA. It is a transcript of the gene KIF7, whose product is annotated as kinesin family member 7. Gene Ontology annotation, biological process: spindle elongation; mitotic spindle organization; microtubule-based movement. The coding region runs from base 24 to 4172 and encodes 1382 amino acids. Lineage: Eukaryota; Metazoa; Chordata; Aves; Passeriformes; Passerellidae. The record is from RefSeq and is a predicted model, not a curated record. Gene Ontology annotation, molecular function: microtubule binding; ATP binding; microtubule motor activity. Gene Ontology annotation, cellular component: microtubule associated complex. The transcript has 18 exons.
AUCGCGGCGCGCCGGGCGCGGCCAUGGCGGCGGAGGCGGCCGUGGUGCGGGUGGCGGUGCGGGUGCGGCCGCUGCUGCCCCGGGAGGCGCUGCGGGGACACCGGCCGUGCCUGCGGAGCGAUGCCGCCACCGGCGAGGUGGAGCUGGGCCGCCGCCGGUUCCGCUUCGCCGCCGUGCUGCCCGAGGCGGCGGGGCAGGCGGCCGUGUACCGGGCCUGCGUCCAGCCGCUGCUGCGCGCCUUCUUCCGCGGCUUCAACGCCACCGUGUUCGCCUACGGACAGACGGGCUCCGGCAAGACCUACACCAUCGGGGAGGCCAGCGUCGCUUCCAUCAAUGAGGAUGAGCAGGGCAUCAUCCCAAGAGCCAUGGCUGAGACCUUCAGGCUCAUUGAUGAGAACGACCUGAUCGACUACACGGUGCGAGUGUCCUACCUGGAGGUGUACAAGGAGGAGUUUCGGGACCUGCUGCAGGUGGAUACAGCCAGCAAAGACAUCCAGAUCCGGGAGGAUGACAAGGGGAACAUUGUGCUCUGCGGAGUGAAGGAGUCGGAAGUGGAAGGGCUGGACGAGGUGCUGAGCCUGCUGGAGAUGGGGAACACGGCCAAGCACACGGGAGCCACGCACAUCAACAGGCAGUCGAGCCGCUCGCACACCAUCUUCACGGUGACCAUGGAGCAGCGGCGCGGCGCCGGCCGCCUGCCCCUGCACCGCCAGCCGCCCGCCCUGCCCGCCGCCGGACAGGUCCUGGUCUCAAAGUUCCACUUCGUGGACCUGGCGGGCUCAGAGCGGAUUGUGAAGACGGGAAACACAGGGGAGAGGCUGAAGGAGAGCAUCCAGAUCAACUGUGGCCUCCUGGCCUUGGGCAAUGUCAUCAGUGCCUUGGGAGAUCCUCGGAGAAAGACCACCCACAUCCCGUACAGGGACUCCAAAAUCACCAGGAUCCUGAAAGACUCCCUGGGUGGGAACGCCCAGACCGUGAUGAUAGCCUGCGUCAGCCCCUCGUCCUCCGACUUCGACGAGAGCCUCAACACGCUGAACUACGCCAGCCGCGCUCAGAACAUCCAGAACAGGGCGGUGGUGAACUGCCGCAGGGAGACGGAGCACAUCGAGGAGCUGCACCUGCAGAUCAAGAGCCUGCAGAAGGCGCUGGAGCAGCGGCAGCGCUCGGAGACGCGCACCAUCCGCCGCUCGGGCAGCGCCAAGCGCGGCGCGCCCGACGCCACGGCCCGGCUGCAGGCCGAGUGCGCCCAUUACCGCACGUGCACCGACGCCGCGCACCGCCUGCUCUCCGAGCUGCAGGAGGACAGCAGCCUCAGCCUGGAGCAGGUCCUGCGCGUCAAGGAGUGGCUGUGCGCCGUGGAGAGCCAGAGGAGCGAGCUGACCUCGGCCGGGCUGGACAGCGGCAUUGAGAGCACCUCCAUGGAGGAGCAGGGGCAGGAGGCACAAGGGUCAAAAGUGGCGAAAGGACAGGUGAGCGCUGAGAAGUGUGAGUCCAUCAAAGAUGAGCAGGUGGCCAAGCUGCAGAGGCAAGUGGAACGCCUGGAGGAGGAGAACCGUGAUUUCCUGGCUGCCCUGGAGGAUGCUAUGGAACAGUAUAAGCUGCAGAGUGACAAACUUCAGGAGCAGCAGGAUAAGAUCUCAGAGCUGCACGUGCGCUUGGAGAUGGCAAUGCCAAACCUGUGUGUGCCAGGACUGCUGGAAAAUCUUCACCUGGUCACUGCCAGCCAGAGACCUCACACAGCCCCACUGGAUGCUGCCCCUUCUCAUGGCUUUGGUGGGGUUCCCUCGGGGCUGCUUCCUGAGCAGAGUGGAAGAGCUCUUUGCAAGAAGAAGCUCAGCAGCAGCUCCUGCUUGCAGAAAGAGGAACUGGCAGGCUGGCACCCGAACCACACACAGCACCCAAGUGGUGAUCCUGAGGUGAGAGAGGUGGGGCUGAGGAGGGAGCUCAGCCAGGACUCAGAGAAGCCAUCAGAGCUGUCCUCGGGAGAGGAGAUGGAGGAAUGGGAACAGAAACAGCCCCUGUCCCAGUGCCGAAAUGGGAUCCAAAAUUUGAGCAAGAAAGAGAUUUUCAAGUUGGGUGAGGAGCCAAGUGGAGGCAAUGCCCACUCAAUUCAGGAGGAGCAGCUGGAACUGCCAAAAGAGGUCUAUGGGAAGCGGGAGUCACUGCUGGGCUGCCGGGAGCGCCUGCCAGGGAAGGGCUCUGAGUGGAGGCUGGUGCAGGCACAGCAGAAGAUCCGAGAGCUGGCGAUCAACAUCCGCAUGAAGGAGGAGCUGAUCACGGAGCUCAUUAAGACAGGCAAGGAUGCCCAGGCUCUGAACAAGCAGUACAGCCAGAAGAUCAGUGAGCUGGAGCAGGAAGCAGAGCAGGUGCGGGCAGAGCUGAGCGACAGCCAGAAGCAGCUCCAGGAGCUGGAGGCCAAAGAGCCCUGGGACCCUGGGGAGAAGCGCAAGCUGCAGGAGUACCGCACACGCCUGGCGGCCGUGCGGAGCAAGGCACAGGUUCUGUGCAAGAAGAAGCAGGCGACGGAGAGGCUGGUGUCGCUGUCGGCGCAGAGCGAGAAGCGCGUGCAGGAGCUGGAGAGGAACAUCCAGCUGAUGCGGCGGCAGCAGGGGCAGCUGCAGCGGCGGCUGCGCGAGGAGAGCGAGCAGAAACGGCGCCUGGAGACGGAGGUGAACAAGGGACAGCACCGAGUCAAGGAACUGGAGCUGAAGCAUGAGCAGCACCAGAAAAUCCUGCGCAUCAAAACAGAGGAAAUCGCGGCUUUCCAGAGGAAACGGCGGAGUGGCAGCAACGGUUCUGUGAUCAGCCUGGAGCAGCAGCAGAAAAUUGAGGAACAGAAGAAGUGGCUGGACAUGGAGAUGGAUAAAGUUCUCGAGCAGCGCCAGGCCCUGGAUGAGCUGGAAGAUGAGCUGAGGAAGCGGGAAGCUAUUGUGGCCAAAAAGGAAGCCCUGCUGCAGGAGAAGAAUGGCCUGGAGACCAAAAGGCUGCGCUCCAGCCAGGCCCUGACAGAUGACAUAGUGCGCGUGUCCAGCCGCCUGGAGCACCUGGAGAAGGAGCUGAGCGAGAAGAACGGGCAGCUGCGCCACGGCAGCGCCCAGGACCAGCAGCAGAUCCGCCAGGAGAUCAACAGCCUGCGCCAAGAGAAGGACCAGCUGCUCAAACAGAGGCUGGAGCUGGACAACAAGCUGCGCCAGGGCACGCUGCUGUCCCCAGAGGAAGAACGGAUCUUGUUCCAGCUGGAUGAGGCAAUCGAGGCUCUGGAUGCAGCCAUUGAGUACAAGAAUGAGUCCAUCACAUGCAGGCAGCGAGUCCUGCGGGCCUCGGCCAGCCUGCUGUCACAGUGUGAGAUGAACCUCAUGGCCAAGCUAAGCUACCUCUCCUCCUCUGAGACACGAGCUCUGCUCUGCAAGUACUUUGACAAGGUGGUGACACUGCGAGAGGACCAGCACAGGCAGCACAUUGCCUUCUCAGAGCUGGAGAUGCAGCUGGAGGAGCAGCAGCAGCUGGUGUACUGGCUGGAGGCGGCUGUGGAGCGGCAGCGGCUGGAGAUGGACCGCCAGCUCACCCUGCAGCAGAAAGAGCACGAGCAGAACAUGCAGCUACUGCUGCAGCAGAGCCGUGAGCACAUGGAUGAGGGGCUGGCCAGCAGCAAGCUGCAGUAUGAGGCCAGGAUUCAAGUGCUGGAAAAGGAGCUAAGCCGGUACAUGUGGGCAAACCAGGAGCUGAACCAGAGACUGAGUAACAUGAACCUCCAUGCUGGACAGACCAAAGCAGGGAUGGAGAGAAGCAUUCAUGGCGCUGGGGACAGAGCUGCCCCUGAGCUUGGCACCUGUGAGGAAUUCAGCCUCAGGGAGCAGCCCGUGCCUCCAGCUGCCGCUGAAGAGAGCCCUCGGGCCAGGGAUGAGAGCAGGGACCUGGUGCACGCCCCUCUGCCCUCGACAUGGAGGCGUUACUCGCUGCCCAGCGACAGCCCCGGCGAGCCCCGGCAGAGGGACCCAGAGCACUCGCUGCUGAGAGCAGGGCAGCCCCACGAGCUGCUGCCCCCGCGGAGCCUGGCGGCUGCUGCUGCUGCUGCUCCCAAAGCCCGGCGGGAGCUGCGCAGAGCCAGCCUCACCGUGAGCCCAGUGCCUCACCACCCAGCCAUGAUAGACGUGAGGAAAAACCCACUCUAGAGCCAGCCUCACCGUGAGCCCAGUGCCUCACCACCCAGCCAUGAUAGACGUGAGGAAAAACCCACUCUAGAGCCAGCCUCAACGUGAGCCCAGUGCCUCACCACCCAGCCAUGAUAGACGUGAGGAAAAACCCACUCUAGAGCCAGCCUCAACAUCAGCCCAGUGCCUUAUGACCCAACCAUCAUAGAUGUGAGGAAAAACCCACUCUAGAGCCAGCCUCAAUGUCAGCCCAGUGCCUCACCACCCAGCCAUGAUAGACGUGAGGAAAAACCCACUCUAGAGCCAGCCUCAACAUCAGCCCAGUGCCUUAUGACCCAACCAUCAUAGAUGUGAGGAAAAACCCACUCUAGAGCCAGCCUCAACGUGAGCCCAGUGCCUCACCACCCAGCCAUGAUAGACUUGAGGAAAAACCCACUCUAGAGAGCCAGCCUCAACGUCAGCCCAAUGCCUUAUGACCCAGCCACGAUACACGUGAGGAAAAACCCGCUCUAGAGCCAGGCUUAACAUGAGCCCAGUGAGUAAAAACCUGCUCUAGAGCCAGCCUCAAUGUCAGCCCAGUGCCUCAUCACCCAGCCAUGAUAGAUGUGAGGAAAAACCCGCUCUAGAGACAACCUCAACGUCAGCCCAAUGCCUUAUGACCCAGCCACGAUACACAUGAGGAAAAACCCGCUCUAGAGCCAGGCUUAACAUUAGCCCAGUGCCUUAUGACCCAGCCAUGAUGUGAGGAAAACCCACUCUAGAAUCAGGCUUAACAUGAGCCCAGUGAGGAAAAACCCGCUCUAGAGCCACCUCAAUGUCAGCCCAGUGCCUCAUCACCCAGCCCGGACACAUGUGAGGAAAAACCCGCUGUACAGCCAGGCUUAACAUGAGCCCAGUGCCUCAUCACCCAGCCAUGAUUGAUAGAUGUGAGGGAAAACCCACUCUAGAGGCAGGCUCAAGGCUCACCUGGCACAGGGAGCAGUGGGUAUUGCUGAGCUGAGCUUGAGAGCUCUCCUGCCCCACAGGGCAGCCUGGCUGCAACCCUGUUACAUUUCAGAGGCCUGGGGAAGAACAAAGAUGUGAUUUGUUGUCAUGAGUGUGUAAGGUGUGGGAGCACCAGCCUGCAUUCUCCGUGUUGCUGCCAGUCGAGGCAGCACUCACUGACAGGAAGCUUUUCCUCUGCUCCCUCAGCAGCUUGAACACUGUGAAGCAGGAGACACUUUGUUUCCAGGCCUCUUAACACUAAAAACUUGUUUACAAUGUGGAAUUCUCAGCUGAAGAGCUUGCUCAGCCCUGGCAGCCUCGGAGGGAGAUGCUCUGCAGCCCUGCAGAAUUUGUACAUAGAUUUUUGUAGUAACUUUGUGUUUUUUACAUUUUUACUAUAACUUUUCUAAUAAA